Molecule: messenger RNA, 2063 nt
Organism: Topomyia yanbarensis
Lineage: Eukaryota; Metazoa; Arthropoda; Insecta; Diptera; Culicidae
Product: F-box only protein 42-like
Exons: 3
Coding region: 215-2029 (604 amino acids)
Molecular function (GO): protein binding
Source: RefSeq, a predicted model, not a curated record
CCGAAAUUCCAAGAACACACACAGACCACAAAAGGCGAGAUGGACCGUGAACGAUCUCAGCUGUCAAGUAAUUGACACAGCAAAGAAAAAAAAAAAGAUUUCACAAAUUUUUCCUGAGUAAUUGCAACGUCCAAAGUGAGAAAACAAGUAAAAAUUGCUAAAAACCGCUAAUAAACUUGUUCAGUUACGUUGUGCCACUCAACCAACUGCGACAAUGGCUUCGAUUAAUAAUUUACCAAACGAGAUCCUGGAGUUCAUAUUCAGUCUGCUUCCUCCGUAUCAGGAUCUGGAACAGUGCGCCUCAGUUUGCAAACGUUGGGUUUCUUUGGCCAACAAUGUACGAAUACGGAAAAAAGCAUGUCUACAGAAAGGACUGAUGGAUUUCAACCUCUGCUGGAAGGAGGAAAUUCUGACUGGUGGCCAAAUGCCUAGCAUAGCUGCCCGUUUCGCCCAUGCCAGCUCACUGCAUCGCAAUUCGAUGUACGUGUUCGGUGGAGCUUCAUCUUACGAUACGACCUUCAAUGACCUGUGGCGGUUCGAUCUAGGUCGGAGGGAGUGGACUCGCCCGAUUUCGAUGGGCACCUAUCCUUCCCCGAAGGCUGGUGCUUCGUUAGUAUGCUUCGAGAAUUUAUUGGUUCUGUUUGGUGGCUGGAGGCACUCUUAUACACCGUUUCAGAUGUGCACUUUAUUUGACGAGCUGCAUUUCUACAAUAUUGCUGAUAAUAGAUGGACAAUACACGUUCUUGCUUUUGGACCACCGCCAAUGACCGGUCAUUCGGCAACUGUGCAUCAGAACAAGAUGGUUGUAUUCGGCGGGUAUCAAAAAACCAUGGAGAAUAUUGGCACAACAAACGACAUUUGGGUACUGGAUUUGGAAAAAUUGACUUGGAAGAGGCCAACGGUUGGCGAACAAAAACCACCUGCUCGCUACGGUCAAUUUCAAAUGGCUAUCGGAAAGCAUCAUAUUCUGAUCUUAGGCGGAACUGGCGGAGUCAACAGAAUUUUCAACGAUGCUUGGUUACUGGAUAUGAGGAACGAUAUCUGGCGCUGGAGGAUCGUUCAGGUUAAAAACAAAAAGAGCACUGUGACCCAUAAUUGGAGCUAUCCUGCAUGUAAUGUUGGAUCUAAAAUCGUGGUUUUAGGACCAACUUCACCAAAUGAUUUCCAAAUCAUCCGACAGCAUAGACCCACAAAUCACGGACUUCACCCACCAAACCUGGGCAGAGCGAGACCUGCUAAUCAAGCCGAACGUAAUAGGGCUGCUGCGAAUGAACAAAACAUUCCGCCACGUCAAAAUCCUGUUCGAUCGCCUCCUCCUCCACCACUACCAGCGCCGAUAGCGCCAGCUCGUGCUCGAACCCCAUCCCCCACAAGCUCACGUCAACUGGAACCCCAGCCCGGCCCUUCGAGGCUAUCUAGCUCUAGCUCACCGACCCAAGCAACAGGUGGACCAUCGCGAUCACUUCCUCUGAUUCGCAGUCCCAUUUAUCGACAUCAGCAAGAUGAUGACCAUAUGCUGCCCAAACGGUUCAACCAAUCGACUCCCCCCGAUCACGGUCACAUGGCGAUGGCUGCCUUUAGCGUCCCUCCGGCAAAUCCGCCUCCUUCACAUGCAUCUCGUGAACGUCAAUUGGAACGACUUCGUAAAAUGGAGGAGAAAAUUUCUGCCAUGCGACGGAUAAAAGAACAGGAGCAGCGUGAACAAGAACAAGCAGCGGCUGCAGCUGCAAAAGCCGCCCAGGAACAAUCCGUCACGUCGAAACGGAUCAAACGCAACGGACUGGCCAUUUACGUGUGUGACAUCUCACAAUUGCUGGCUAACGAUGGGAAGAAUCCAAUUAUCGAGUGGCAGGAAACCAAAAACAGUGGUCUCAUAGUCGGAGCUCCCGAUCAUUUCACAUUUUCCACGAUGGUCGGUGGAACUGGAGAGCUGAUUGUGUUCGGUGGUUUGAACAAAAAUCCAAAAUCAGAAAGCUCCAGUGUAACAAAUUCUGUACAUUUACUAACCGUACCCACGACAGUGGUUUGAAAAACUACACAAAUUAUUGCUACAAUCGAGUAAA